This is a messenger RNA of Mytilus californianus (California mussel), 363 nucleotides long. Its product is annotated as low affinity immunoglobulin epsilon Fc receptor-like. Bases 1 to 363 code for a protein of 120 amino acids. NCBI's taxonomy places the organism in Eukaryota, Metazoa, Mollusca, Bivalvia, Mytilida, Mytilidae. Gene Ontology annotation, molecular function: signaling receptor activity. The transcript is spliced from 5 exons. The record is from RefSeq and is a predicted model, not a curated record.
AUGAAGAUGCAACUGUGGCAGGAAAAUUGUUUUCUAAGGUCGUCAAAAUUAAUUUUGUAUUUAAUUUGUAUAUUAAUUAUGCAAAAAAUAGUGAAGACUCUCCUCUUUUCAGAACGGCGAACAUGGUUUAAAGCUCGUGACUAUUGUCGAAGUAUAGGAACUAAUCUUGUUAGUGUUCAUAAUGAAAAGGAAACCAAUUUUCUAAACAACAAUUUUUCAAAGACGUUUCAAUGGAUAGGACUCAGCAAUUUUGAAAACAAUGGGAGGUAUAUGUGGAGUGACGGCACGAGUUUGGAUUAUACUUAUUGGGGACCAUCACAACCGAAUAAUGACAGCAUGGUUUCCAUUAAAUGUCUUUUUUGA